Aspergillus campestris IBT 28561 is the source of this 1518-nucleotide messenger RNA. RefSeq names its product putative MFS transporter. The transcript is spliced from 7 exons. Gene Ontology annotation, biological process: dipeptide transport; tripeptide transport; allantoate transport. Lineage: Eukaryota; Fungi; Ascomycota; Eurotiomycetes; Eurotiales; Aspergillaceae. The record is from RefSeq and is a predicted model, not a curated record. The coding region runs from base 1 to 1518 and encodes 505 amino acids. Gene Ontology annotation, cellular component: plasma membrane. Gene Ontology annotation, molecular function: dipeptide transmembrane transporter activity; allantoate transmembrane transporter activity.
AUGUCGGGGGAUACCAAAGAAAACGACCAGGUCGCUGUGUCGUCCGUGCCGCCCGAGGGGCUGUCCGAUCGGGAUGACAACUAUGCCAUCUACAAGGAGAGUCAUGGGCUAGACUAUACGACCGAGGAGGGGAAGAAAGUUCUCAGGAAGAUCGACUUCCGACUGGUGCCGUUGCUGUUCGUCAUCUACAUGCUUCAAUAUCUGGACAAAAACAGCAUCAACUUCGCGUCGGUGUAUGGGCUGAAAAAGGGCACGAAUCUACACGGACAGGACUACUCAUGGCUUGGCUCUAUCUUCUACAUCGGGUAUCUGAUCGCACAAUGGCCGGCGGGGUUUGCGCUGCAGAAACUACCGAUGGGGAAAUUCCUCUCCAUCACAACGAUCAUGUGGGGCGCUCUGCUGAUGACCACCCCGGCAUGCCACAAUUUCGCCGGCAUCGCCGCCAACCGCUUUCUCCUCGGCUUCAUCGAAGCGGCCGUCAACCCGGGGUUCGUCCUGAUGAUGAGCAUGUGGUACACGACGAGGGAGCAGCCUCUCCGCCUGGAGGCAUGGUACUGCACGAACGGGAUCGCGACGAUGUUCGGGGGGCUGAUCGGCUACGCCGUGGGCCACAUCACGACUGGCCUCCCGCGGUGGAUGUACGUCUUCUUCAUUUUCGGGGCGUUCUCAAUAACCACCGGCAUCGUUGCCCUUCUCCUCCUCCCCGACCUGCCCUCAACCGCAAAGUUCCUCACCGAGAGGGAGCGCGCCAUCGCAGUAGACCGCGUGGCAGUUAACCGCCAGGGCGUCAAAAACCACCACUUCAAGUGGUACCAGGUGUGGCAGGCGGCGGAAGACCCCAAGACAUGGCUUCUCUUCAUCAUGGCCGUCGGAGCGCAGGUUCCCAACUCAGCACUAACAAGCUUCGCAUCCAUCAUCGUCGGCUCCUUCGGCUUCGACACCCUCGGCACCCAAUACAUGCAGAUCCCCGGCGGCGCCGUGCAAUUCCUCGCGCUGAUAAUUGGCGGAUUCGUCGCCACAAAGUACGACGGCCGCUUCCACUCGCGCAGCGCAUGCAUGAUCGUCGCCAACACGAUCUGCAUCCUUGGGUCCGCGCUGCUGGUCGGCCUCCCCAACAACAACAAAUGGGGGCGCUUAGUCGCGCUCUGGCUGUGCUAUUUCCAGGGUCUGGGGUUCAGCAUGAGUUUGACGAUGGUGAGCUCUAAUGUCGCGGGGUACACCAAGAAGCAGAUUACUGGGGCGGUUUUGUUCACUGGGUACUGCGUGGGGAAUAUUAUUGGGCCGCAGACUUUUAAGGAUAGUGAGGCGCCGGGGUAUCAUAGUGCCUAUAUUGCCAUGCUGGUCGGAUACUCCAUCAAACUAGUCUCCAUCGUCGCUCUAUACCUCUACAUGUAUUUCGAGAACAAGAAGCGCGAUCGAGCUGCCAUGGAGGGGCUGAAUAGUACGGAAGAGGGAAUUGAGAAUGGAAUGCUGGACCAAACGGAGAUUGAUAAUAAGGGGUUUAGGUACUUUUUAUAG